Ustilaginoidea virens is the source of this 483-nucleotide messenger RNA. RefSeq lists its product as uncharacterized. The transcript has a single exon. The record is from RefSeq and is a predicted model, not a curated record. NCBI's taxonomy places the organism in Eukaryota, Fungi, Ascomycota, Sordariomycetes, Hypocreales, Clavicipitaceae. Bases 1 to 483 code for a protein of 160 amino acids.
AUGAACAAGAACGAUUCCCACACGUACAACUUUGCUCUACAAAAAUACAUACUCCUUCAGGAGCAGCAUGAAGAACUGUCCAAUCACUUGGAGCAAAUUCGACCGCGCAAAUCUUCAUUCGCCAGUACUUCGACCAGCUCAUCCGCUGCAUCGUCAACGUCGUCGUCAUCCCCGAAGAGACACCAUCCUUUUAAUGACCACAAGCAUGGACGCACUCGAACCUGCUAUCGUCAUCGGGAAAUGACUGCCGUUGAUACUCUCGAUACUAUUAUUGAUGAAGAAACAAUACACGAGAUCUCCGUCGAGGAGAAGCGUCUGUUUGAUGUCAACGAGAGCAUCAAACGUGCCUUAACCGAGCUUCUCAACUGUGACACUGUCCGUGGCGAUAACUCGAUGCGAAUGUGGGCACAAGCUCGGUUAAUGGAAACUGAAAAGGAGCUUCGUUCUGGGCGACGGAGAAAGAGCUCGCCAUGUAUGGAGUAA